Metarhizium brunneum ARSEF 3297 is the source of this 1431-nucleotide messenger RNA. RefSeq lists its product as uncharacterized. The record is from RefSeq and is a predicted model, not a curated record. Gene Ontology annotation, cellular component: uniplex complex; mitochondrial inner membrane. Gene Ontology annotation, biological process: mitochondrial calcium ion homeostasis; calcium import into the mitochondrion. Gene Ontology annotation, molecular function: uniporter activity; calcium channel activity. NCBI's taxonomy places the organism in Eukaryota, Fungi, Ascomycota, Sordariomycetes, Hypocreales, Clavicipitaceae.
AUGGGCCAUGUCAUCCGUGGCACCACGUUGGCCGCCAAAAAGAUGGCUUGGCCGCCCGCCGUGAGCUUGGGCAACCCGCAAGCUGGCUGUUGGAGAGCUUCACCGUGGCCCAUGAUAGCGCCUAGUGCUCUCAAGCUUCAGUUUUCAAGUUCCAGCACAAGGCAUACCAAUUACACUAAUUCCCGGGACGAGGCUCGCGGCCGCGGUUCAACACAGCGAAAGGUUGAUGACAGGCCGUGGCAUCGUGAGAGCAGUGGAUCGUUGCCCAAGUCGACCUCGCCUGACCCGACCGGGGGAGAUGCAACCAAAGGCCGUCUGCUAACGACUCCCACUCGACUGCUGAAGCUCAUCCUCCCCAUCCCCUUUCACCCCGAGCAAGAAUACAUCAAUUCGAACGAGACCAAGACAAACAAGCCGAAACAAGAAGCGGUUGAGCCUCUAGCGUUGCUCGUCCAUCCGCAGCAGCCGCUCUCCUACCUGGAGAGGCUCAUCCAGGCCGAAAUCCCCCCUCUUCGGGUAAAGGAUCACGAGAAACUGCCCGAAAUCAUCUUCCGGGCCGAGGCAGACUACACGGGCGGCAACAAGAGUGAUGAGAAAAGGGGGGAGUCGAAUGGCAACGGGUCCAACGUUGCAUCUUAUUCUGGUCUCGGGCGUGAGGGGCCAAGCAAAGGCGACACUCACUGGGUCCGCUGGAGUGGAAGCACCGAGAUUGGCGACUUUAUUCGAGACGCCGCUCGUGGCCGCGAGUUUUCCGUCACGAUCGAGGGGCACGGCGAGGAGCUGCGAGUUGCCGUGCCGAGCUUCAAGGACAGAACAUACUACAUGCGAAUGAGGCUGCGGCAAAUGUCGCAGGAGAUUGACCAGAUGGCAACGGUGAAGCGGGAGUGCGAUCUAUUGGCGCACAAGGGUGCUCAUGCACUCGCCAAGGGCGGCUUCGCGGCGUUGGCAGGCUGGUGGGGGAUUGUUUACUAUGUGACAUUUCACACCGACAUGGGCUGGGACCUGGUCGAGCCCAUUACCUACCUCGCGGGACUGGCCAGCAUCAUGGGCGGCUAUCUGUGGUUCUUGUUCAUCAGCCGGGACUUGAGCUACAAGGCGGCCAUGAACGUGACGGUUUCAAGGCGGCAAAACGCUCUGUAUCAAGAACGGGGGUUCGACCCGGCGAAAUGGGACCAACUCGUACAUGACGCCAAUGGUCUUCGACGAGAGAUCAAGUUUGCCGCUACGGAAUACGGCGUGGAGUGGGAUGAAAUGAAGGAUUUGGGGGGUGAGGAAGUCAAAGAGGCAUUGGAGGAGGAGAAGAGUGACAGGGAAAGGAAGCGAGAGCAGGAGGAGGAGGAUGAUGACGGCGAUGACGAUGACCAGGGCCAGGGCCAUGACCAAGGCCAAGAGCGCAAAAGGAAGAGAUCAGAGAGUUCCAAGACGUCUUGA